UGAAACUAUGACUGAGUUAUUGUCACUGAUCAAUGCUGUUUUGGUUGAAUACAAAAUGAACAAUGGAACCUUGAUCAACACAAAUGUUCUGCCUUUGAUUGAGACAACGUCGAUCUAUGUGAUGGAAUUGUUUGAGGGUAGAUAUUGUUCUAAGUUUGAUAUCCCCCGGAUCCCCCUGGAUACUAGGAUAUUUGAUCCUCUCAGUCUAGUUCUAACCCUAGUAAAGACGGCAGAUACAAACACGAAGCUGGGUGUUUAUUUGACGGAAAAAAAUCGUUACUUGCUCCGGCUCAGUGAGAAUUCAGUAUUAGAACCAAUAGAAGUGACCAACAGCGAUAUCUUUUAUAGUCUUCAGAUCAACAGAGUCAAAAGAUUACCCAGAGAUUCUAAACUUGCAACUUUGCAGAAAAUAUUUAGAUUGAAUCAGAGAGAAGACUGUGAUUCCUUCGAGGAUAUAGAUAUUGAUGAAGGAAUAAUUUCUUUUCGGAAAACUCAACUUGAGAAUAGAUUCAACUGCAACAUUCUUGCUGACAAAAACAGUGAUCUGGAAAACUGCUCAAAAAUUGACUCAACACUGUUUGAAAAAAUCUAUUUUGAAAUUUCUCAAGAAUUGAAUCCAACCUACCUGCAACCCUGCACAUCCAUGAAAUUUUACUCCAGCUCAUCUGCUCUGAUAGUUCCUACGAAUGGCAAGGAACUUCCAUCUUUGAGUAUUAUAUUCCCUAGAACUAUACUUAGGUAA
Messenger RNA from Eurytemora carolleeae, 742 nucleotides. RefSeq lists its product as uncharacterized. The record is from RefSeq and is a predicted model, not a curated record. NCBI's taxonomy places the organism in Eukaryota, Metazoa, Arthropoda, Copepoda, Calanoida, Temoridae. The coding region runs from base 8 to 742 and encodes 244 amino acids. The transcript has 7 exons.